CGCGUAAAUUGUCAUUGUCAUUUUCCAAUUAUUUACCGAUAAAUCUUUUUUUAUUUUAUUUGAUAUAAAGUUUAGAAGGUUCUAACAACGGAUUUUCCAUAGUAAAUCCUCGUCAUGGCGUCGAGCGAAGUGACGAAACUACAGCAGCACUUGGCGCUGUUGAAGGAGGAAUAUGGAAAAUUGCAAAGCCACUGCGCGGAAGUGGAAAGGAAGUAUACAUUGGCGGCGGCAUCUGCCGGCGACCUGAGCGAGACUAGCUUUGUGGCCAGGCUGCUGAUGACUGUGGCCACCUUGUACGGGCGGGAGACCUAUUCUGACAUCAAGGUGAAGCUACAGAGCAAGUCCAUGCCCGGCCACAAGUUUGUGCUGAAUGCCCGCUCUGAUGACUGGAAUGAAGAAGCUUUGAAGAACCUUGAUGAAUUAGACUGGUCCACACUUCCUGAUGAAGUUGGUGCAGCUCUCCUCAAAUGGCUGUACACAGAUGUGGUGGACUUGACACGAGGGGAUGCAUUCGCGUUGCAGCUCAUGAAGUCUGCAGCCAGCUUCAAACUGCAUGGGCUGGUCAACAAGUGUGAACAGGCACUUAUUGCAUCUGUUGGUGUUAGGUCCUGUGUGAAGUUCUAUUCAGCAGCAGACGAGAUUGGCGCGUCAGCAUUGAAGGAACACUGCUCAGGGUUGAUAUCGGCUCACUGGGAUGAUCUCACUGGCGAGGACUUCGCGCACAUGUCGUCGGCUCUUCUGUACCGUAUGCUGAAGAGCAAAACGGCGCAGCCGCUGCACGGCGCCGUGCGGCUGCUGCGCGAGGACGUUGUCUUCCUCUGUCUCGUCGAGAACCACGCCAACCUAACAGAUAUAGUAAACGCGAUGUCGACGCGCGGUGAGCUGCCGCUGGAGCUGGCUCUCCGCGGCCGCAGCGCGUCCAUCGCGACCACGCUCCUGCAGCACUGCGCAGACGCGGACGCGCGCGGCCCGCGCGGGCGCACAUUGCUGCAUAGAGCGGUCGACGCUAGGGAUGCCUUUUCCGCUAAGUUCCUAGUCGACAAUGGUGCUGAUCCUAACCUUACCACAAAAGAGGAAGGCGACACGGCACUGCAUCUGAUUGCGUCACUAACGACGAGCUCGUGUGACGAGGAGACCAUGGAACAGAUGGCUGAGAUCGCAGAGGUCAUGGUACAGAAGGGGGCUGAUAUCAACAGACAGAAUAGAAAGGGCUUCACACCUCUCCACCAAGCAGUCAUAGCUAGAAACCAAAGGAUAUUCGACCUGCUUCUCAAACAGACCAAUUUGGAUACGAACUUGCGUACUUUGACAGACGAGCAUCCACCGUUGUACUACGCGUUGGUAGACGAUAGACGAGCGUCUAUAUCUUCAAGCGAGACUUUAGUAAUGAAUGGAUCCAAUCCGUUUGAUACUCCGGUGACGAACAAGAACGCCUUUACUGAAGACCCCGUGGAAGGCAAGACGGAGAAUAUCGUCGAGAGAGGGUUCGCUGCUAAGUUGUUGGAGAAAGGAUGCCAGCCGAACCCCCUUUAUUCCGGGUCGGGAGAUAGCCUGCUGCAUAUACUAGCGCAAGGGUGGUUUGAGGACUCGGCAGUGUUCCUAGUGUCUCACCUGGGCGGGGAGCUAAACCACAGUAAUGAAGCGGGCCUGUCUGCGCUGCACGCGGCCGCCGCCAACGGGUUGGCUCGCCUCGCCGCCGCGCUGCUCGAGCACGGCGCCCGGCCUAACCUGCAGAGCUCGUACGGGGAACACGACGACACUGUCUACAGACAAAUCCCACUGCACCUGGCAGUACUGAACAACCACGAGGCGGUGGUGCUAGCGGUGAUAGAACACAAGAAGCAGGUGGAGAGGGGCGACCUGCCGGCCGCGGACCGCGCAGGCGCGCCGCUGCUGCCCAACCUCAACCUCAAGAACUCCGAGGGAGACACACCGGCUAGCCUCGCCUUGACUGAAGGUCACAAGAACUUGAUAGCGCCGUUGAUCGAGGGCGGGGCGGACCCCAAUGUGCGCAACGGCAAGGGAUUCACGCUACUCCACCAGGCCAUAGUGGAGGAGGACUCCCGAACUGCCAUCUACUUGCUGGACCACGGCGCUGAUAUGGACGCUCUAACUGAAGCCGGCGAGACGCCCCUGCAGCUAGCUAUCCACUGCCGGCUGGGCCUGGUAGUAGAGGCGCUGUGUGUUCGUGGCGUGGACAUGAGCAGGCUGGACGCCAACGGAGUGCCGCCGCUGUGGGCCGCGCUCGACUCCGGCCAGGAGGAGGUGGCCAGUAUUCUAGUCCGAAACGGCGCGGACGCCGACUGCUGGGGACCCGGGCCAGAUGGCUGCUUACAAACUCUGUUGCACAAGGCUGUAGACGAGAACAAAGAGAACCUGGCGACGUUCCUGAUCCGGUCGGGCUGCGACGUGGAGUCGUCGCGGCGCGCGGGCCCGGCGGGCGAGGGCGCCGACAUCGCUAACGAGAAGCACACGCCGCUGCACCUCUGUUGUACGUGGGGGCUCACUGACGUCAUACAGACUCUUCUAGAACACGGCGCGAAUAUAAACUCGAAGGACUCAGAAGGCAAGACACCGUUGCACAUCGCGAUAGAGAAUCAGCACGCGGGUAUCAUCUCUCUCCUUCUCUCGCAGCCGGGCAUAGACUUGUCUGCAAGAGACAACAGAGGAGUCUCGCCCUUUGCCGCGGCCUUGACGGCUCGGAACAAUAAAGCGGCGCAGGCUAUAUUGGAGAAGAAUCCCUCUGCUGCUGAACAGGUGGACAAAAAAGGCCGCAACUUCUUGCACGUGGCGAUCCAGAAGUGCGACAUGGAGAGCGUGAUGUUCUUACUGUCGGUGGAGGUGGACGUGAACUCGCGCGUGCAGGACGCGUCGCUAACGCCGCCGCUGCACCUAGCGGCCGCCGCCGGCAACGAGGUGCUGCUGCGCUCGCUGCUGCUGGCAGGUGCGCGGCCCAACGACCGCGACGCCGUCAAGCGAACAGCCCUCCAUGUCGCGGCGCAAGCGGGCCACGCGAACAUAAUAUCGGCCCUUGUAAGCGGCGGCGCGCUGUGCGAGGCCGUAGACGCUGGUGGGGAUAACGCUCUCCACGUGGCGGCGAGGGAGGGGCACGUGGCUGCCGCGCGGGCGCUGCUGGCGGACACUGACAUCGACGCCGUCGCUGCUAACUUGAAAGGUCGAAAUCCAUUGCAUGAACUGUGCUGGUGUAAAAAAGACAACGCAGCAGUGAUCUGUGAAACGUUCCUGGAAUUCAUGCCCGAUUAUCCCAUCAACAAAACUGAUUUGCAGGGCAACACACCUCUUUUGCUAGCGUAUAUGAACGGACAGGGUGCUAUGUGCCGCGUACUGGUCCGCGCGGGAGCAUGCCUCGCGCAAGAGAACAAGGACGGCGUCUCCAUAUUCAACUACCAGGUGGCAACUAAGCAGUUGCUGCACCGGUUGCUAGACGCUUUACCUGCGGAAGCACCCUGGGCGGAGAGCGACCUCUGUCAAGAAUGUGGCACGAAGUUCACGCUUACUAUGAGGAAGCAUCACUGCCGUCACUGCGGUCGCAUGCUGUGCAACAAGUGUUCGAGCCAAGACGUGCCGAUCCUCAAGUUCAACCUGAACAAGCCGCAGCGAGUCUGCGAGAUCUGCUUCAACGUGCUGCAGGUGGGCGCGAGUUAGCUACGCGUGACGUCACCGCAGGACGGGCUAGCUAGUGGGGCCAUCUAGUCCUCGGAGCCGCUGUAUGUCGAGGGCGAUCGAUAACAUGACUUAUUAUCUAACUUCAGGAGUAGCUGCGAGUUAUCUUAUUGAUGACUUGUGCUAUAGGAAUACGGCGUGAUUAUCUGUUUAUAGACGGAACCAGUUGAAGCGGCCGACGAGCAGGAAACCGUGUUAUUCACUUAUUUAUACGAUCCAAUAAUGGCGCGUCCGUCCGCUUCGAACGACUGGCUUGUUUGAAAGGAUUAUUCGUAUAAAAUCGUUUUUUACUUGAUAUAUUUAAACUUCGAAAGCACUGGAGUUUAAAAAACUUAUGCCUUUGCAGAAACAAAUUGUAUCAUAAUAUAAUAGUUGGAAUGCGAUAAGGAGAUGAGUGGUCUGUAGUUUUUGGGUAUAAGGAUAUGCCGGCCGAUUUUCAAUAGACGCUAGUACUUUUAUUAUUACAAAUGUUUUAGAAUUCACCAGCUUUUUCCACAUUCAUGUAUGAAUAGAAUUCUGUGUGUAUAUUUUCUGUUCUGAGAUGUAGAACAUUUUGUUCCUCACAUUUUAAAUCGAAACUGCAAAUACUUGUGUAUGUAGCUGUACUUGUAGUGUUUAGGCUAGUGAUUCUAUAACACUCUAGGUGUAGAAGUAUUGUAAGCCAUGGCUGCGUCCAGUUAACUAUACAUGGCUCCAAAUGUUAUAGUGCCUCGAAAUAUGAGUUGGCGAAAUUAUUCGAUUUAGUAAGUGUAUGAAAUUACUAUGCCAAAGUCUGAUUGUGCUUGUAUUCCCUUUGAAACUAGCUUUAAGAAUACGAACUUAUGUGAAGUUAACAUAUUGUUAAAAAUGUUGUUACAUUUUAUAACUUCGUUUAAUGGCUUUAUUUUGUGAUGAUUACACACUUCACCUGCUUACUUACAUUGUCAAUUUUAAAUGUGAAUUUUAGUUUAAGAUUUUUAAGAACAUACAAAAUAAUGUGUUCGAAAUCCAGAGAUAAUAAAUAUACUUUAUAAUGUUGAGAAACAUUCCAAAAUAUCUGUAAAAACUAUGACUAUUUCAAUUUAUAAUGUAGACUAGUGCCAUUUUAUGUAAUUUCUUGAGCUUACUUACUUUUUUUGAAGGAUUAUUUUUUAUGAUCAUUAUAUUCAAAAUGUUAUAUUUUCGUUUAAAUUUUAUAAUAAAGAUUGUAUAUGCCUUAAA
Molecule: messenger RNA, 4884 nt
Organism: Pectinophora gossypiella (pink bollworm)
Lineage: Eukaryota; Metazoa; Arthropoda; Insecta; Lepidoptera; Gelechiidae
Product: rabankyrin-5
Exons: 21
Coding region: 115-3666 (1183 amino acids)
Cellular component (GO): cytoplasm
Molecular function (GO): protein binding; metal ion binding
Source: RefSeq, a predicted model, not a curated record